Molecule: messenger RNA, 904 nt
Organism: Camelina sativa (false flax)
Lineage: Eukaryota; Viridiplantae; Streptophyta; Magnoliopsida; Brassicales; Brassicaceae
Source: RefSeq, a predicted model, not a curated record
UUUUCCAACACAAACUUUUAGCCUUUGAAAAUAACAACACAAAAAAGUUAAUUCUUAAUUUAGCUACAUGAACUUAUGUUUUUAUCCUAAUUCAUAUACCUCCAAUUGAAAUCGAUAAUCCCAGCUGCUAAACCCGAUCAAACCACAAAAUCGCGCUUAACCCAAUCACAAUCACGUUUACCCGUUUAAUCCAAAUAACCCGACAAAUAAGACGACAUCGUUUCUCUUCUUCUUCUUCUUCUUCUUCUUCUUCUUCUUCUUAUUCGACAAAAACAUGAUUUGGGGAUUUAGGGUUUAUCUUUCUAAUAAUCAUGAGCGACUCAUCGAGUUCAUACCGUUCAGCACAUCGAUUUUCCCCUCCAGAAAUUCCGACAAGUUGCAGGUGCUGGUGUGGUCAAGAGACCAUCACAUUCACAUCAAAGACAAAGGAAAACCCAUACCGUAUAUUCUAUAGAUGCUCGAUUGCAUUGAAGAGAUCGAAUGAGGAGCAUUUAUUCAAAUGGGUUGAUGAGGCAUUGGUAGAAGAAAUUCAGAAGGUCAAUGGGAAGCUUAAGAGAAUUGAAAAGGAUCUGAGUGACUUGAGGAUAAAUGUGAUUCAAAAUUUGGAUCUCCAAAAGGAAAUGUUGAAGAAGCUUGAGGAAAAUAUGGUUAAGAAGAUUGAAGAUAAGAUGGCUAGUUCAGCUUUGAAGACAAUUGGUAUUGUUGUUGUAAUAGGAGGUGAACUUGUAUGGCUAUGGGGAAGAAUCUAGUUGUUGUAUCAUGUUUAUGUAGUCUAAGUAAGCUUUGAAGACAAAUGAUGGUUAUGCUUUUGUUUUCAUCAUAAUCUAGUUGUUGUAUCAUGUUGAGACAAUCUAUAUCAGUUUGCUUUUGGUUUGUGAGGAGAAGACAAAUGAUGGUUAUGAUU